Messenger RNA from Pelodiscus sinensis (Chinese soft-shelled turtle), 2389 nucleotides. NCBI's taxonomy places the organism in Eukaryota, Metazoa, Chordata, Testudines, Trionychidae. The record is from RefSeq and is a predicted model, not a curated record.
CUCUUUAUAUGUGGCACUUGGCCCGUGUACUGUUUCUCCUUUUUUUGUUUUCAAUGAAAUCGACAUUGGAAUAAAGGAUAAAGCCUUUUCCUGUAGCCAGUGUGACAGGUAUGAUUGUGCUAUCACCUUCACCUGACCCCUUGACCUCCCAAGUCUCCACCCCUGUCUCUUCCUUUCCUCCCAGUUCUACCUUAUCUUUGCCCACUUCAUAACCUGUACCCACUUCUCUCCUCCUUCCCCCCACCCCACUGACUCUUGCCCAUUGCGGCACAGCUGACAGGGAGGGCCAGGAGUUGAUUAGGUGGAGGCUCUGGGGGGUGAGGAUGAGCUGGCUGCUAAACACCUACUAACUUUUUUUUUCAUAGCACCCAUGGCGUUUUGGUGCCUGUAACGAUCAAGAAAGGAGGAAGUGAGGAGAGCCGGAGGCAGGAUUAAAAGCUGUCUUUUUUAACCAUAUUUUAUCUUUAACUGAUGGUUAGACAUCAAGCUGAGAUUUUAGUUUGGACAGGAGACAGAUCUAAAAUAGAGACCUGCUUCUGGAUGACAAUGCAUAUCUUAAUUGAUGAUGUCGGAAGCUAAAUCUGCAGUUCCCCAUUCAUUCCAGCUUCUUAGCAACAAACAAUGCAAAGACUACAUUUCAGGAUCACACAAAUAUUAUUCUUAAAACUUUCUAGAUGAUUGUAGUUGCUUUGGUUGUGUUUUAUGCUAGCAGAAGCCUUUUCCAAGGUUUACUGCUGACUCUAGAGCGGCACAUCCCCUGCAUACUGGGAACUUUGGGGGCUAGCAACAUGGGCAACUCCUGUGUUUGUCGAGAUGAUAGUGGCGUGGAAGACAAUGUAGAAACCCAGAAUCAGCAAACACAGAAUAGUAGAAUACCAGUACCUGAAGCAAGAAGCCAUCCAAGGGACCCCGUAAGGCCGCCCAGGAGGGGACGAGGGCCACAUGAACCAAGAAGGAAAAAACAGAAUGUCGAUGGACUAGUGCUUGACACGCUGGCAGUUAUACGAACUCUGGUAGAUAAUGACCAGGAACCUCCUUAUUCAAUGAUAACAUUACAUGAAAUGGCAGAAACAGAUGAAGGCUGGCUGGAAGUUGUCCAAUCUUUAAUUAGAGUUAUUCCAUUAGAAGAUCCAUUGGGACCAGCUGUGAUAACAUUACUACUGGAUGAGUGUCCAUUGCCAACAAAAGAUGCAUUGCAGAAAUUAACUGAAAUAUUAAAUUUAAAUGGAGCUGUUGCCUGCCAGGAUUCCUGUCACCCUGCCAAACAUCGUAACACAACUGCAGUACUGGGCUGUUUGGCUGAAAAACUAGCAGGUCCUGCAAGUAUAUGCUUACUCAACCCAGGAAUAUUGGAAUAUUUACUGCAGAGCUUGAAUUUCCAGUCCCAUCCGACGGUAAUGCUUUUUGCACUAAUAGCACUGGAAAAGUUUGCACAAACAAGUGAAAAUAAAAUGACAGUUUCUGAAUCCUGUAUUAGUGACCAGCUAGUUUUGUUGGAGAAAUGGACAGAUAAUCCAGACUAUUUAAAACGCCAAGUUGGAUUCUGUGCCCAGUGGAGUUUAGACAAUCUAUUUUUGAAAGAAGGCAGACAGUUUACAUAUGAGAAAGUUGACUUGACCAAUAUUAAGGCCAUGCUGAAUAGUAAUGAUGUCAGUGAAUACCUUAAGAUCUCACCACGUGGACUGGAGGCUCGGUGUGAUGCCUCCUCUUUUGAAAGUGUUCGGUGUACGUUCUGUGUUGAUUCUGGAGUUUGGUACUAUGAAGUCACAGUAAUUACUUCAGGAGUGAUGCAGAUAGGAUGGGCCACCAAAGACAGCAAAUUUCUCAAUCAUGUGAGUGCAUGUGAGGUGACACAGCUGAUACUCUAAGUCUUAGGGGGGAGGGUGGUGGUUGUUUUGUUUAGUGCAUAUACAAAUGGCUUUUUACAUCCUAUUGAAAUAAUUGUCCAUACUUGUAUAUGUACUGCCUCUUUCUCUUAGGUUCCCGCUUUUUCCUCCCCCCCUCCCCGUACAUUUACACUGGUACACUGAGUGAAUUUAGUAUUCAUGAACGGUGUUGAAGUGACAUUUGCCUCCAAAACUAUCUUCUCUCCCAUGCCUUAAUCCUCAUUUGGAGCAGUAGGAAGGUAAUUCAACUUUUAUGACCCAUUCCACUCUUGGUCUCUGCUCCACCUGCAAAUAAGGAUGUCAGUUACUGCCAGCUGCGUUUUUGUGAAGUGAGCUUGCAAAGAGCUGAUACUCUAUCAUUCACUUAUUUGACAGAGGCCGUUAAAAAGCCAUCAGGUGUUUUUUACUUUUUUCUCUAUUUCCACAAAUGUGAUGAUUGGACUAUAAGGGCCUCUACUCUACAUGAAACUGGGUUACUCUACCCUCAGGGUAGUUGAAUACAG